GGCUGUUCUCUCCCCUUCGUCUCGCUUGCUCUCUCUCUCUCUCUCUCUCUCUCUCUCCCUCUCUCUCGCAACCGCUUUCUACGCUCUGCGCCUGGUUUCUCAUGGAGAGAAAGAGGGAGAGAAACCAUGCCAGAAGGAGAGAGAAAAUCCCAUCACUCUCUCUCUCUCUCUCUCUCCCCCAGCAUCUCUUACCCCCAAUUUUCUUUCCCAACUUUCCAUCUCUAGAAACUCAAGCAAGAAAACAUGAGCGUGAUCGAAAUUCUCUUCCGAGUCGACGAAAUCUGCAAGAGGUACGACAAGUACGACGCCGACAAGCAGCGAGAACUCAAUGCCUCCGGUGACGAUGCCUUCGCUCGCCUCUACUCCGCAGUCGAAUCUCAAAUGGAAGCUGCUAUUUGUAAAUCGGAGGCUGUGGCGAUGGAGACGAAUAGGGCAAAAGCUGUCGCCAUGAAUGCAGAGGUUCGUCGAGCAAAGGCUCGGAUGAUUGAAGAAAUUCCCAAAUUGCAGAAAUUGGCGCUGAAAAAGGUCAAAGGGCUUUCCAAGGAAGAACUCUCUGUUCGUAGUGAUCUGGUUAUCGCACUGCCAGAGAGGAUUAAAUCGAUUCCAGAUGGGAGCACAUUUGCUGGCAAACAAACUGGAGAUUGGGGAGCAUCAGGAUCUAAUAAAAAAAUCACGUUUGACAAUGAUGGGCUCUUCGGUGAUGAAUUUUUUCAACAGUCCGAGGAAUCAGGUCAAUUUAGGGAAGAAUAUGAAAUGCGCAAACAGAAACAGGAUCAAGGCUUAGACGUUAUAUCAGAAGGUUUGGAUACACUGAAGAAUUUGGCACAUGACAUGAAUGAGGAAUUGGAUAGGCAAGUUCCAUUGAUUGAUGAAAUUGAUACAAAGGUGGACAGGACUACAGCUGAUCUUAAGAAUACUAAUGUUAGACUCAAGCAAACGGUUAAUCAGAUGAGGUCCAGUCGAAACUUCUGUAUCGACAUCAUUCUGUUGUGUGUUAUUCUGGGAAUUGCAUCCUAUUUAUACAAUAUACUGAGGUGAAAUAUUGGGGGGUGGUCUCAGUGUCGUCUGGUAUUGUAUCAUCCAACACAUUUGGGUGCUUGUUUCGUAUAAUCUUUGAACGUUCUUGAUUGAUUCAUUGUUUAUGAUUUUGCCCUCUGAAAGUGGUCUUUUGUCUUAUAUAGAAUUCACUACCUGAGAUUUGUUGUAUUUGUAUAAUUUUAGUUCAUUCUAGCCAUUGCUGGUGUCAAAGCUAAUCAUACAAAUAAAAGGGCAAAAGGUGUUACUUGUAUGAGGAUAUAUAUAGUAUUACUUCUGCUUCAGCCAGUAAAAUAUUCAUUCAAUA
Camellia sinensis is the source of this 1342-nucleotide messenger RNA. Its product is annotated as syntaxin-71. Gene Ontology annotation, molecular function: SNAP receptor activity; SNARE binding. Gene Ontology annotation, cellular component: endomembrane system; membrane; SNARE complex. The record is from RefSeq and is a predicted model, not a curated record. Lineage: Eukaryota; Viridiplantae; Streptophyta; Magnoliopsida; Ericales; Theaceae. Gene Ontology annotation, biological process: vesicle fusion; intracellular protein transport.